This is a messenger RNA of Haliotis rufescens (red abalone), 776 nucleotides long. RefSeq names its product alpha-amylase-like. The coding region runs from base 30 to 737 and encodes 235 amino acids. The transcript is spliced from 3 exons. NCBI's taxonomy places the organism in Eukaryota, Metazoa, Mollusca, Gastropoda, Lepetellida, Haliotidae. The record is from RefSeq and is a predicted model, not a curated record.
CACACGUGUUCACACUUUCCAGAUCGAAAAUGACAGAUACCUUCGUCUUGUUGUUGUUGGGAGGCUGUGCCCUUACCGUUGCCCAAGAUUUCAAGAGGACUAUCAUAGCUAUAGAAAGGCCAACUACACAAGGGGAAUAUAUGUUUCUUCGGGGCGGAUCUACGAGUGGACGAAGGAUUCCCAUCAGGCACAAUGUCCGACCAGUUGACAAAACGUCGUUUUUUGCUCAGACGUCCAAGGGUGACGCUACGUUAACUUGGUCGUCCUACGAAAACGGACAGGGGGUUUAUCGAAAAGGAGGAAUAGUGCGGUCGGCCGAGGGGACACCGAUGAUGUGGACAACGAAUGAUGAGUCCUUCUCCACCAACGUCGACACCGACGGCGCUGGGUACUGGGAGCUGAACACGGAGGGGGGCAGCUAUUGGGCGGUGGACAUCGACAUGGACUGCAGCGCCACGCCGGGAGGAUGGUUCGCAUUCAAGGGCUACAUGAUCGACCUGUACCGCUACAAGUCAGAGUGGGAGGGGAGCUACAUUAACCAAUACUCCUGCGACGUGAACGGCACCCGUGUGAACAUUCCCGGCGCACAGUCAUGGAACCACUACGGCAUCUGCGGCUACUUCAACAUCGUCCGUUGGAAUGACGGUAGAUGCAUGGCGGAGAAAGUUGCCGUUGUAGAGCAGUUUGUGGAGGCAAUUAAAUCCCCGUCACCCCCCGAAUUCAUCGCGGAGAUUUAGACAUCCACUCGGGAGGGGCAAUAAAUGGAAUAAGCCGUG